AUGCGGCAAGAGGCCGAGAAUGCGAGCGCGGAAGAUACUGAUGACGGACGCAGCACCCAAACGAAAUGGGUGGCCUUGCAUUUCGCGGCACAGGAGGGAUCACUACCCAUGACCAGGUCACUGUUGCGUCACGGCGCCCAAGUCAACGCCAAAGAGGACGAGGGUCUCACACCUUUGCAUAUAGCUGCGAACGGAGGAUACAUUAACGUAGUCUCGGAACUGCUAUCUCACAGAGCGGAGCCGAAUGCGGAAGACUUUUCCGGCAGGACCCCUCUUUUCCCGGCAGCGAAUAAGCGUCAUCUCACUGUCGCGAGAGAGCUG
Messenger RNA from Trematosphaeria pertusa, 321 nucleotides. RefSeq names its product ankyrin. Gene Ontology annotation, molecular function: protein binding. The transcript has a single exon. The annotation marks the transcript as partial. Lineage: Eukaryota; Fungi; Ascomycota; Dothideomycetes; Pleosporales; Trematosphaeriaceae. The record is from RefSeq and is a predicted model, not a curated record. Gene Ontology annotation, cellular component: nucleus; cytoplasm.